Messenger RNA from Pistacia vera, 561 nucleotides. Its product is annotated as pheophorbide a oxygenase, chloroplastic-like. NCBI's taxonomy places the organism in Eukaryota, Viridiplantae, Streptophyta, Magnoliopsida, Sapindales, Anacardiaceae. The transcript is spliced from 3 exons. Bases 1 to 558 code for a protein of 185 amino acids. Gene Ontology annotation, molecular function: chlorophyllide a oxygenase activity; pheophorbide a oxygenase activity. The record is from RefSeq and is a predicted model, not a curated record. Gene Ontology annotation, cellular component: chloroplast thylakoid.
AUGCCAGGGCCUGCAUGGUGGCAGGUGAUUCCUAGAUGGCAUGAGCAUUGGACUUCAAAUAAGGUCUAUGAUGGAGACAUGAUAGUUCUUCAAGGCCAAGAAAAGAUCUUUCUUGCGCUGUCAAUGGAGGGUUCUGAGGAUGUGAAUAAACAAUAUACAAAACUUACAUUUACACCCACACAAGCAGAUCGGUUUGUGUUGGCAUUUCGAAAUUGGUUGAGACAACAUGGCAAAAGCCAGCCUGACUGGUUUGGCAUUAGCAGUCAACAACCUUUGCCGUCAACAGUCUUGUCAAAACGUCAGAUGCUGGAUAGAUUUGAGCAGCAUACUCUUAAGUGUUCAUCGUGUAAGGGAGCUUAUUCAGCAUUUCAGAUGUGGCGAAAGUUUCUAAUUGGUGCAACGAUUGUAUUCUGUGCAACUGCUGGGAUUCCUUCAGAUAUGCAAUUACGUGUAGUUUUGGCAGUGCUUGCACUUAUAAGUGCUGCGGUUGCUUAUGCUUUGCAUGAACUCCAAAAGAACUUUGUGUUUAUUGAUUAUGUACAUGCUGAGAUUGAGUAGAUA